Molecule: messenger RNA, 1353 nt
Organism: Cladocopium goreaui
Lineage: Eukaryota; Dinophyceae; Suessiales; Symbiodiniaceae
Source: the annotation of a GenBank genome assembly
AUGACCAUGAUGCGUCGAAAAAAAACGAUUGAAAAUCUUCAAAUGCUGGAAUCUGUCCCUACCUUUGUGUCCUUCCUGACAGUUGGUGCAGGAUGCGGAUUUCUCUUGAUCAACGCGCUCUUUAAUGCUAUGGCCAACGAGGAACCCUUGCAGAAAGAUGGAAAGACAUAUGGUCAGUUUUCCAUCAUUCAGGGCUCAGUAGGCCUGUCCACAGGUUUGCUUUAUGCUUUCUGGAACAUUUGGUGUCCACAUUGUAUGACCAUGAGACAAGAGCAGAUUGGGGUAACCACGCUGAUUGCUCUCAAUGUGGUAGCCUUUCUGAUUUUAUCCACUUUCUGGUCCGCGGGGGCUCCUGACUACCCUGUUUUUGUGGGGGCAGCGGUUGCAGCACAAUUCAUCGGAAACUUUACGAUCUAUUUACUCUUCCCAAUGGUGGCCACCUACUACGCCGGUUGGUUGGUAGCACCAGUUCGUGCCGGAACAGAUGUGUCCAGCUUGGUCACGAGCUUGAUAGGGCAAGCGGAAAAUCCACACCCUGGGUCUGGUGAUCUGACCUUCUCAAUUUCCACACUGUUCUUCAUCUAUGCGGUGUUUUCGCUUUGCGGUCUACUUGCUUGGUCCAGCAUCAUGUACUUUGGCACGGGACUUCGGUACGAGGUCGACAAAGAAGAAGGGACGGUAACACUGUCUGAGAGUGAAGAUGAGUCGGAUGACUCCCAAACCAUGGGGUCAGAUUCAGAGGAAGUGCGGGAGGCAAUGAUCAGAAAGUCCAAGAGGGCCUAUUGCUUGGAAGGCUUUGCAUGUCCGCGGAAGCUAGUGUUACCAGUGAUUUUGGCUACUCUGAGCCAAGUGGCACAAUGGGGAAUCGCUGCUUCCCUAGGGCAGAUUGGUUCUGCCAUGGCAGACCCUGACUCCUGUCAUGGAUCGCAGGGGAAAAGGAUCUACAGAUUGUCUCUCACAAGCUCGAUGAUUGCAGUCCCAGUGGGCUCCCUUUUGUCCACAGCUGUGGCCUGCCCAAGGCUUCUUUUCAAUAUCUUGAGUGCCAUCCAGAUUACAUCAGCAGUCUUUAUUGCAGAUUGUGCUUUGGGACUCUUCUCAGCGUCAGUCGACUUCUGGAAAUCAGAGCUUGGCGGUGAGGUCUACAUUGUUUGCUUUGCCCUAGUAGGUGGUCUUGAGGGCUACCUCUUGACGAUGGCAUACCGGUACAUUGGAGAUGCAGACGAGGUGCCGGGUAUCAGACGCCAGAGUGCAAGCCGUUUGCUGAGCUUGCUGGGCGUGCUUGCUGUAAAUCCAAUUUCCUUUGGACUGGGAUUUGCGAUUGACAAAGGGUCAGUCCGCUGCAGAGACAUUUGA